Molecule: messenger RNA, 1763 nt
Organism: Durio zibethinus
Lineage: Eukaryota; Viridiplantae; Streptophyta; Magnoliopsida; Malvales; Malvaceae
Product: ceramide synthase LOH2-like
Biological process (GO): ceramide biosynthetic process
Cellular component (GO): membrane; endoplasmic reticulum
Molecular function (GO): sphingosine N-acyltransferase activity
Source: RefSeq, a predicted model, not a curated record
UAAUUUUUUUUUUUCCUUCUAGCCAUUUUUUUAGCGGCAAAAAAAUUAGGGCUAGAAAACCAGAUCUCUCUCAAUCACCUUCAAUGGAAGCUCAAUGCAAUGGAUUAUUGAAAUAAGAAUCGGAUUCUUGGACGAGUUUUGGACCCUUGUGAUUGAUGCUUUCUUUUGGAAACUGCUGUCCGAUGGAGUUAUCUAUUUGGAACCGCAAUGCCAAGCCAGAGGCGUGGCAUUUCCUCCUAGCGGUUUACUUCGCGCUCGGUUUCGUUGUCGUUAGGUUCUUCCUUGACAAAUUCAUUUUUCGCAGGUUGGCCAUCUGGUUGUUGAGUAAUGGAUCUGCUCCUUUGAAGAUGAAUGAGGUUACACAGGCAAAAAUUGUGAAAUGCUCAGAAUCUAUGUGGAAGCUAGCAUACUAUGCUACUGUUGAAACAUGUGUUCUCAAAAUCACCUUCUAUGAGCCAUGGUUCAGAGAUACAAAAGGGUACUUCAGGGACUGGCCUGAUCAAGAGUUGAAGCUUCCCUUAAGCCUUUUCUACAUGUGCCAAUGUGGGUUCUAUAUCUAUAGCAUUGCUGCACUCCUUAACUGGGAGACUCGGAGGAAGGAUUUUGCUGUGAUGAUGUCUCAUCAUGUAAUUACUGUUAUCCUGAUUGGAUACUCAUACAUUACAAGUUUUUUCCGCAUUGGUUCAAUUAUCCUUGCCCUACAUGAUGCAAGUGAUGUGUUUCUGGAAGCGGCUAAAGUUUUCAAGUAUUCCGAGAGGGAGCUUGGUGCAAGCGUGUGCUUUGGAUUGUUUGCCAUCUCUUGGCUGUUGCUACGACUAAUAUUCUUUCCAUUUUGGGUCAUCAAAAGUUCAAGCUAUGAUGUUCGGGAGUUUUUAAAUCUUUCAGAGUCAUAUCCCAAAUCCCUGUACUAUGUUUUUAAUACUAUGUUGCUGAUGCUACUCGUAUUCCACGUCUACUGGUGGGUUCUCAUUUGCUCAAUGAUCAUGAGACAAUUGGAAAAUAGAGGAAAAGUUGGAGAAGACAUUAGAUCUGAUUCUGAGGAUGAUUAGACAGAAGAUUUUGUAAAAUUUCUUUUGUUCUUGCUGGUGAUGUUAAGCCCUGAGGAGAUCACUUGGUGUAGGUAGGUUUGUCUCUGGACUCUGAUCAGUCAGUGCUUCGGGUAAAAGUUAACAAUUGCUUCCAAUUUUUGAUUGAUUCUUCUCGGGGGCUCAGAUGAGGAAGUAGGGGAUGAUCAAGCAUGUCUUGAUUGCUUUUUGCUAUAUGAUAGGCAAAUUACUGUACGAUUCUUUUCUCUGGAUAAACUCAUAUUUUGGGAUUAGUCAUCAUUAGUGGAAAUGAAUACAAGGGAUGAAGAAGGGAAGUUAUUUUCGUUGAAUCGGUUACUUUCUCAUUUACUAAGCAAUACCGUGCGUCCGUUUGGGUUACCUUACAUACCUAACUUAAUCCAAGAUUCCAAGUGAACAGAAUCAAAUAAAACAUUAGUGUUGACAAGAUGAAAGCCUUUCAAAAAAAUUAUUGCCUGUGUUUGAUGUUAGGUUGGAUAAAACAUUUUUUUGGAUACCUCGUCGCCUGGAAUGACAACAUUCUCGGUCAAAUUUGUUACUUUGUUUUUAGGAUAAUGACAUGGAAUGGCACCACAAAUUAAUGUGUAAUAUGGGGGUGUACUGGAGAAGGGGACAACUAUAAAUGGACAUAAAUUUGAAUCAUCCUGGUAUAGAAGAAAGUGGGAUCUAGAUAGACCCGAUUAUCUCGUCGAAGAAGUC